Molecule: messenger RNA, 4513 nt
Organism: Solea senegalensis (Senegalese sole)
Lineage: Eukaryota; Metazoa; Chordata; Actinopteri; Pleuronectiformes; Soleidae
Product: acid-sensing ion channel 1-like
Exons: 10
Coding region: 673-2157 (494 amino acids)
Biological process (GO): sodium ion transmembrane transport
Cellular component (GO): membrane
Source: RefSeq, a predicted model, not a curated record
UAGAGCUUAGAAAAGCUCACGACUCACCAUCGACCAUCAUAAACCAACCAACCGUCGGACUGUUUGAAACACGCGUCCAGACUCCUGAGCAGAGAACAUCUCUGUCAGUCUGACCUGACUGUGUGAGACAGAGAGGAGGAGAGUGACGUGCGUGCGUGCGUGCCCGCGCGCGCGGAGGAGCCACAGAGGAGAGAGAGAACUCCUGAUGAAUGAGCUCUAAGUGUCAGAGGCUUUUCUUCUUCUUUUCUCUCUGCUUCUGUUGGCGGACAGCAGGACUCACGAUGGUGAUGAUGGGAGUGCGGGAUUUAAAGGACUUAAAACCGACCUGCGGAUUCUCGCGCUGACGAAACAGCUCUUUCUGCAAACCAGUGAGAAACCAGUGGCGAUGGACCUGCGUGCGUAAUGCGUGUCUUUGAGGAGUCCGCACUGCUUUUUUGCACAAAAAAUGCGUGACUUUUGCUCGCGUCUGACUUUUUAAAAAAGCGCCACACAUGCUCCACAUGUUUCUUCUCGCGCCGUGCGCGUGAGAGAUGGCGACCAAACCAAACCGCACCGGUUCAACUGGAUAAUGACAGUUUGCGCCACAGGUGAAUCAACGUCUGCGCAGUUUUCACGGCAGUGACUGUGGUUUUUGUGUGAACCAGUUUGGUUGUGUUGCACUGCAGCGACACAAUGGACCUGAAAGCGGAAAGCGAGGAGCCGGACUCGCACCUGCAGCCUCCACCCUUAGAAGUUUUCGCGCACAGGUCGACGCUGCACGGAAUCUCCCACAUCUUCACCUACGAGCGCUGCUGCAUCAAACGCUGCCUGUGGGUCGUGUUUUUCCUGGGCUCCCUCGCCUUCUUGCUGUACGUGUGCGUGGACCGGAUCCACUUCUACCUGGAGUACCCGCACGUGACCAAGCUGGACGAGGUCGCGGCCCCGAUCAUGACGUUUCCCGCCGUCACUUUCUGCAACCUGAACGCGUUCCGCUUCAGCCGCGUGACGCGUAACGACCUGUACCACGCAGGAGAGCUGCUCGCGCUGCUCAACCAGAGGUACGAGAUCAGAGACAUUCACCUGGUGGAGGAGAGUGUCCUGGAGAGCCUGAAGGUCAAAGCCGACUUCCACAACUUCAAGCCGCGACCGUUCAACAUGCGGGAGUUUUACGACCGCACGGGUCACGACAUCAAGGAAAUGCUGCUCUCCUGCCACUUCCACGGCACGGAAUGCAGAGCGGAGGACUUCACCGUGGUCUUCACUCGCUAUGGGAAGUGUUACACCUUUAAUGCAGCAGGUGAUGGACGCUCUGCCCUCAUCACCACCAAGGGAGGUAUGGGUAAUGGACUCGAGCUCAUGCUGGACAUUCAACAAGAUGAAUAUCUGCCAGUCUGGGGAGAAACAGAUGAGACAUCAUUUGAAGCUGGGGUCAAAGUUCAGAUCCACAGUCAGGAUGAGCCGUCCUUCAUUGACCAGCUUGGGUUCGGAGUGGCACCUGGGUUCCAGACAUUUGUUUCCUGUCAAGAGCAAAGGCUGAUAUAUCUGCCUCCGCCGUGGGGAGACUGUAAGGUGACGCCCAUGGAUUCAGACUUCUUUGACAGUUACAGCAUCACAGCCUGUCGCAUCGACUGUGAAACGCGCUACCUGGUGGACAACUGCAACUGUCGCAUGGUGCACAUGCCUGGCGACGCUCCGUACUGCACCCCCGAGUUGUACAAGGAAUGUGCUGACCCAGCUCUCGAUUUCCUGGUGGAACGAGACAACGACUUCUGUGUUUGUGAGACGCCGUGCAACAUGACCAGAUACAACAAAGAGCUGUCCUUCGUCAAGAUCCCCAGCAAGGCCUCGGCCAAAUAUCUUGCCAAGAAAUACAACAAAUCCGAGCAGUACAUUAAGGAGAAUAUCCUGGUUUUAGACAUCUUUUUUGAGGCUCUCAACUACGAGACGAUUGAACAAAAGAAGGCUUAUGAAGUGGCUGGACUUUUAGGUGAUAUUGGUGGUCAGAUGGGACUCUUUAUUGGAGCAAGCAUACUCACUAUUCUGGAGCUGUUUGACUACUUUUACGAGGUGAUAAAGUACAAACUGUGUCGCUGUUCCGAUAAGAAGCACAACAACACUGACCAGGGAACAGUCCUGAGCUUGGACGAUGUCAAGUGUCAUGUCAGUAAUUUUCACUAGGCCUCUGCAGCUGUCAGGAGGAGGAGGAGGAGGAGGAGGAAGAGGAGGAGGAGACGCUCCCUCAUCUCUGAGCGGCUUCAUGAACAGCUUUGUUCAAAGCAGUUUUGCCGGAGCAGACUUCUGUGGCGACAAAGCGUCUGAACUGUGCCUGGUGAAGUAAUGUUGUUUGAGCAGCGACGAGGUGGAAACAAUACGUGGUUCAAACAGCCACACAAACAUCUGGACAGCAGACUCAACAUGUGACAGAUUCAGUAAAUCAAGGCAUGAAGUGAACUAAGGUUCAUCUGUAUUCAGUUCAACUGUGGUGUCAGUUUGAAGGAGAUUUUUUGUAAAAUAAUUUUAUGUGACAGGGUUGUUGUUUUUAAUGUGCAUGUCACCACUGUGUAUAUAUUUUCAGCCCUAACACUUUAUAUUACAGGUCUGGACUUUCUACUUAUCUGCACACAGUGUCCUGAUAAGUUUCCUGAAAGUAGUCACAUAAUUUCCCCGUUAAUUCAGGUCACAAAGAUAGCGAUUGGUUGGUUUACUCGCAGUGAAGCCAAACAAUAGCAGGUAUAUGCUGAAUAUACUAAAUGGGAAAUGCAUCUACAAGCAAAUUCAGUAUAAAGAAAAAAUUCUUUCCCACUUGUGAAUAAAUGAAUCCUUACCAUUCACAGGUUUAAAAGGAGCUAGUCCCUAAGAAAUUCACCGGACGUCAACACACUUAAUCAAAAUAAACGCUGGAGUUUCACUAUUUUUGCCAUAAAAUUAACACCAAUCCAGCCUCUGUGUGUAACAUUUAGGAGGCUUUAUUGACAGAUAUUAAAUAAACUACCAAUAAGUAUGUUUAGAAUAAACCGUUGAUAUGUACUUUAGGCAAAGGGGCCUUUCUUUACAGAGGCAGCCAUCUUGUGUUUUUACCAGCCAAAGAAAGACAUUUUGAAGAGAAGCUUGUUACGUAAACGACGAAGAACAAUAUGCUUUGUGGUCUGCAAAGGCCACCAUAGUUCGUCCAUAGGGGUGAGCGGAGGCGUCUAAACUCACCAGUAAUUACCCCGUUUUCCACCAAAGGAACUUUUCUCAUUUACCCGGGAAUUGGAAAAAUUCCCGGGUGUGUUUCCAUCAAAACUACCUGGGGAAAAACUUUCAGAUUAGGGACUUUUCAGAUUACCAGGAACUCUAAGAAGAACUCUCUGAAGAACGUUAAUUGGUGGAACACAUUUUGCAGCUGUUUCCAUGAGUAUUUAAACCCCUCCAGCGACUCUUUUUCAAAAAAGGGACAAGACCUUUUCUGGUCUUAUUAGAGACUUUUGGAGACGUUCUAAAGGUCUGUGUGAAUAAUUCGGAUGCGAAUUAUGACGCGGCCGCCGUGUUAAAUAUUUUGACUGUACAUCAUCAACAACACUGAUUGUGACAAGAACGCAAACCACACCGAUUGAUGGGAAUUCUUUUCUCCAGCUAAAUAAUAAUGUCACUAAUUAUUAACACUUAACCUUUAAGAAAUCAAAAACAGCAGACCUGCAAUUCUAAGUGUUCAAUUUGUCUUAAACAACACAUUUUCAUUCUUCCCUUGGUUACAUAUUUUUAAUGACAUCAUUCCUUUGUUGUUAAAUAUAUUUUGCCGGGUGACAGCGUCCUGACGACUUUGUGAGCUGAAAAAACAUUUAUUCAAGUAGACGUGGUUAUGAAACAAUUAAACAGAGACUAAAACCAGACCACACAUGGAUGUAGCAUCGAGGUCAAUCAAGUGAAUUGACACUUAGUAUGGUGCAGAUUUCAUUCUCAGCAUUCAGCGGGUAAAACAAACUGUACAGUGUGUAGUUGUGUCAUUAUCAAGCACAAUCCUACCAUCAGCUAUAACUUCUUGUAUAUAUUGCAAUGACAUUUGACAAUAAUAUGAACGUAUUUGCAAAGACUUACCUGUUUAAUAUUGUACUUGUUGUAUUUAUUUAAUACGGACUUGCUGUGUGUGUCUCAGUUCAGUUUCUGUGUACAUAUUGUAGAUGGAUUAUAUUUAUCAAACGCAGUAUUCAAGUAUGCAGCUAAUGUAUUUAUAUUUUUGCUCUGUAUUCAUACGAUAAGUGUAGGAUUGUUGUUUUUCAGUGUCCACAGCAUGAGGACAUAUACAAAUUUAAAAAACAAACUCAGCUUAGUGUAUAUUUGUGCCUCCAUUUUUCAAAAUUUUCUUUGAUAUAUGAAGGAACGGUUGUUUUUAGUCUGGUGAUGUAUGGAUAAAUAAUAAACUUGCAGCAGUUGUGAUAUGAAAGCUUAAAUGCUAAUUUACUGUAUAUGUAGAGUUUUUCCACAUGACAGUCUUCUGUGUCGUCAUUUAAACUGAGAUGAUAUGAGCAAUUAAAAAGCUGCGGUUAGUUAAAAA